AUGGUUUGUUGCAUCCAGGCUCUGCUGAUGUUGGGAGUUCAGCUGGCUCUCACAAACUGGGCCCUAGCUGUCCCCAGUACCCCGACACGCUUCUUCUACCAUGACUACCUCAACGGAAAAGGCAAAAUUAAUUUCAACGGUGAGAAGCUCCAUGUGGACUCUGCUCAGCCAUCUGUGUUUGCAGUCAGAGGGGGUAAUGCCACUCUGCCAUGCAGGUUUUGGUAUGAGCCUGAACUUAACUCUUCAAGAGAGGUCCGAGUCAAGUGGUCCUGGUACCCUGUUAUUGGAGAACAUGAGACAGAUGUGCUGGUGGUUAUUGGGUCCCGCAGUCGAAGCUUUGGAGACUUCAGAGGUCGAGUUCAGCUCAGGCAGGACUUCCCAGGAGACGCUACACUCAUGAUGACGGAACUCCAGCUGAACGAUUCAGGACGUUACAUCUGUGAGGUGGUAGACGGACUGGAGGACAAGAGCACGUCGGUCAAGCUGGAAUUACGAGGUGUGGUGUUUCCCUACCAGCACCCUCGUGGACGUUACCACCUGAGCUUCCUGGGUGCCCAGCAGGCCUGUGAGGAGCAGGACUCUACACUCGCUACCUUCACUCAGCUCUUCCAGUCCUGGAAAGAAGGCCUGAACUGGUGCAACGCAGGCUGGUUGGCUGAUGGGACGGUCCAGUACCCCAUCACCCGGCCCAGAAUGCCUUGUGGAGGACACGGCCUCGCUCCAGGAGUCCGGAGCUACGGCAGACGAGAGCUGCACCUUCAUCGCUAUGAUGUCUUCUGUUUCUCCUCCGCACUGCCAGGAAAGGUCUACUAUCUUCAGCCCUCUAACAAGAUGAACUUGACAGAGGCUCGGCAGGCCUGUGUGGAGAAUGGAGCAGAUAUUGCCAAAGUUGGACAGCUCUUUUCUGCUUGGAAAUUCUCGGGGCUGGAUCACUGCGAUGCUGGCUGGCUGGCUGACGGAAGUGUUCGGUAUCCUAUCACCAGACCAAGACGAAACUGCGGUCCCUCUGAGCCGGGGGUGCGCAGCUUUGGCUUUCCACCUCCUCAGCACAAGCAUGGCGUCUACUGCUACAAGGCAGAAGAUUAA
Molecule: messenger RNA, 1086 nt
Organism: Scomber japonicus (chub mackerel)
Lineage: Eukaryota; Metazoa; Chordata; Actinopteri; Scombriformes; Scombridae
Product: hyaluronan and proteoglycan link protein 3-like
Exons: 5
Coding region: 1-1086 (361 amino acids)
Biological process (GO): cell adhesion
Molecular function (GO): hyaluronic acid binding
Source: RefSeq, a predicted model, not a curated record